AUGGAUUACGAUUCAGAUGAUUUGGAUUAUUCAGAUAAUGAACAAGAAUUCAAUGAAGAUUCAUUGUCGAAUGAAGAUUAUCAACAAUUAUAUGAAACAUUACCAAUAUUAAAGAAGAAAUUACAGGACUAUAAUUCAUCAAUUCCCGAAAUUGAUUUAAAAGAAUGUUUGUAUGCUAAUUAUUUCAAUAUUGAAGAUAGUGUGAAUGAAAUUAAGCAGAAUUAUAAGAGUAUGUAUAAGUUUUUAGAAGGAAUUGACUUUGGAAGAUUGAGAGGUUGA
Messenger RNA from Yamadazyma jaroonii, 279 nucleotides. NCBI's taxonomy places the organism in Eukaryota, Fungi, Ascomycota, Pichiomycetes, Serinales, Debaryomycetaceae. The record is from the annotation of a GenBank genome assembly.